AUGCGUUCCGCAUUCGUCCUUCCAUUCUUUCUCUUGGGAACAAGCAUUCUCGCUGCUCCUACGUCUUUGAGUCAGUUCGCCCGUGGAACCUUGAAACACUACUACAGAGACUUACGACCAAAUUCAUUCCUUACGAGCAUCGGAUCUGGGAUUACUGUCGUUGUCCAAACAGCAAAUGGACUUGGUCGUGAUAUCUCAGAGUUGACGGACGAGCAGCUCGUAGCUUACCAAAAGGGCGAAUAUGCGAACAAACUGCUCUACAUCGCGACCCUGGCGUUUGCGAAGCUAUCCAUAAUCUCGUUGCUGAUGAUUUUGACAGCUUCGAAACUACAUCGCAACAUUGGCCUCGGGAUGCUAGGCUUUAUCGCGCUCUGGGGCGUCAUUUCAGAGUUUGCUACGGCCUUCCAGUGCGGUGAGUUGGAGCCAUGGCGCUUCAUUGAUCAGGAUAGUUGCCUUGAUUUGACAGCUUUCUGGCGAGGCACUGGCAUUCUCAACAUGCUGACCGACCUUGCACUGAUUGUGUACCCUAUACACGUCAUUAUCAUGCUGCAAAUGAGCAUGACCAAAAAGAUCACGAUCCUCACCCUUUUUGGUGCACGAUCAUUAGAUAUUGUCGCCAACGCCAUCCAAAUGGCAUACACAUACGGCUUCAGCUCACCAAAUCCGACAAGACAUCUCUGGGAGUGGACGCUCCUUACUCAGGUCAUUGAAUGCACCACAAUUAUUACAUCAUGUGUUCCUUACCUGCGGCCACUCCUUGAAUCUCUCCCAUCUGGCCUUUACGGAACAGACGAGAUCCGUCGUCGCGGCACACCGUCUGAACUGGGUUAUCCGCGAAGCAAAAGUGGGUCCUACCAGCUCAGUGCGGCACAUACCAAAACUGAGGAGACAAAACACAGCAGGAAGAGCCAACCAGACUGUGCCAUUAGGCGGUUUUUACCAAUGCUCUCGCAGGACAAGACAACUCACUCGAACUCAGCAUAUGGCUUGCCUGGAGGACCGAAACGUUCUGAAGGACAGAUAGAUGUCGAGAUCACGGCAUUGACCCGUCGUGCGGGGGAGGAUAGGAGGUGGGAGACUGGCAGUACGGGAAGUCAAUCGAAAAUCUUGAAAACAACAGUCGUAACCGCGGAAUGGGAGGAGGCAGGACGAAAGAGUAAAGACGUUUGGGGUGACGAGAUAGAGAUCUUGCGAUGA
Molecule: messenger RNA, 1197 nt
Organism: Dothidotthia symphoricarpi CBS 119687
Lineage: Eukaryota; Fungi; Ascomycota; Dothideomycetes; Pleosporales; Dothidotthiaceae
Exons: 6
Coding region: 1-1197 (398 amino acids)
Source: RefSeq, a predicted model, not a curated record